AAGGAAGAAAUAUAAAGUGAGAGGAUUUGAGUGGUGGGGGGGACUCCGUAGCACUCGCGACAAGCUACGUUCCUGACUUUGGUCGCGGACAGGUCGGCUCAUUUCGACGGUAGAGUCGAACGGUGGUGCAUAACCCGACAACUGAUUCUCUCGGAGUGUUGGUGAAAAAAUUCAAACGUGGAGAAUAUUUGAAGUGUGUUCCUGUGUUCGUAACAACAAACAUAUAUUCUUUCUUUUAUUUAAAGUCGGUGUUUAAAUAAGACAAGAAAAUUGAGUAAUUAGUUGAAAAGUGGGCGAGAAGGAAAAAAAGAAAAGUGUUGUCAUGAAUCGUGGGGUGCGUUAUCGGUAACGAAGAGGACAUACACGAAAGAGAAGGAAUCUUGUCAAUCAAUCUACGAUUUUACUAUAGUGAUAGUUCGUAAUUAGUGUUCCUUCGAUUUAAUCGUCCGAAUUAUUUACAUUUGUUUGUACACUUUAUUUCUUUUUUUACGGCAAAGAGAAGAUUAAAUAUAUCGAAUUUAAAUAACCGGAAGAUUUGUAUACUGCAUUGACAGGAGAAAGAGAGAGAGAGAGAGAGAGAGAGAGAUAGUCAGAUAUUAAAAGGAACAAACCUGGAGGAUGCUUCGAGUUUAUUCCAGUAGGUUAUGAAUUCGGAUACAAAGAACAACUUUAUAAACCAAACGUAUCUGCAACAAAACCAGAUCAUCGUACGAACCGGAUUAUGGCAGAUUUGAAGAAUCUCAGUUUGAGUGGGGGAGGUGGACCGAGGUUCAAUGGCGACGAACAGGUACAAUUUAUUGCCGGUGGAAGUCAUCAAGUGACAAUCAGAUCUCCACCGCCAUCUUUACAUUUGGAGAACCUCAAUAAUGCGGUCUUGGGAGGUUCGCAGAACAAUCUUCAGUGUAGUUGCAAUGGUGUCACAUCAAACGGUUCCGCGGGCACAGCUUGCACGGGAGGUGUGUUAGCAAGGAAAGUUCAAAAUCACAGUGGUGCCAGUCCUGGACAAGGAAACAAAAGGCCGGCUGUUUCGCUGACGCAUCUACCAAAAAGGCCACCGGUUGACAUCGAGUUUAAGAAUCUCGCUUACAGCGUUUCCGAGGGCAGAAAACGAGGUUACAAGACAAUUUUAAAAUGUGUGAACGGAAAAUUCAGAUCUGGCGAAUUGACAGCCAUUAUGGGACCAUCGGGUGCCGGGAAGAGUACUUUGAUGAACGUUUUGGCUGGUUACAAAACGUCUCAUCUGAGUGGAUCCGUUUUGAUAAAUGGAAAGGAUAGAAACCUUCGAAGAUUUCGAAAAAUGUCCUGUUACAUUAUGCAGGACGAUCGGUUGCUUCCUCAUUUGACCGUUCACGAGGCCAUGACGGUGUCUGCUAAUUUAAAAUUAGGAAAGGACAUCAGUGCGACGGCAAAGAAAGUUGUGAUCGAAGAAAUCAUCGAGACUCUUGGACUGAGCGAUGCCAGUAAUACUCAAACUCAUAAUCUCAGUGGUGGACAAAGAAAGAGACUGUCGAUUGCUUUGGAGCUCGUCAAUAACCCUCCGGUUAUGUUCUUUGACGAGCCCACUUCUGGUUUAGACAGCUCCUCCUGUUUCCAGUGUUUAAGUCUACUAAAAUCCUUGAGUCGAGGAGGAAGAACGAUCAUAUGUACGAUACAUCAACCAAGUGCAAGACUUUUUGAGAUGUUCGAUCAUUUGUAUUUAUUAGCCGAAGGACAAUGUAUAUAUCAAGGCAACGUAGGUGGUCUAGUACCAUUUUUAUCUUCGAUGGGUCUCGAUUGUCCAAGUUAUCACAAUCCAGCAGAUUACGUUAUGGAAGUAGCAUGCGGAGAACACGGUGAAUGCGUUCACAAAUUGGUAAUGGCUGUUAAUAACGGCAAAUGCAAUAAUUAUCAACAUCAUCAAGCUGCGAUAGCGGCAAGUCAAACGGUUUCAAAUGAUAUUGCUAAGCAAUCACCUACUCAAGAACAAACUAAACCAGAAGCACCAACUUUGAUACCAAAUGGUGUUGCUAAACCAGCCGCCGAUGGUACAGUCAUUAAUAUGCCAAUUUCUUGCACGACUUCUUUGCUGGACAGUGCUGAAAGCAUAGAACAAAAAGUUGGAUUUCCGACCAAUGGAUGGGUGCAAUUUUGGAUUCUACUUAAGAGAACAUUCCUUUCGCAGUUGAGAGACAUGACAUUAACGAAAACAAGGCUGAUAUCUCACAUAAUCGUUGGUUUUCUCAUCGGUGCUAUAUACUACGACAUCGGUAACGAGGCCUCCAAAGUUAUGAGUAAUGCCGGAUGCGUGUUUUUCACUGUGAUGUUUCUUAUGUUCACUGCUAUGAUGCCUACCAUACUCACGUUUCCUACAGAGAUGGCAGUGUUCGUGAGAGAACAUUUAAAUUAUUGGUAUUCGUUGAAAGCUUUCUACUUUGCUAGAACUUUAGCCGACUUACCGUUUCAGAUAAUUUAUUCCAUAGCUUAUGUGAUGAUCGUCUACUUUAUGACUUCGCAACCAUUGGAGACUGAAAGGUUUCUCAUGUAUCUAAAUAUAUGCGUAUUAACAUCGUUGGUAUCACAAUCCAUCGGUUUGUUAAUAGGUGCUGCUAUGAGCGUCGAGAGUGGGGUCUUCAUUGGACCGGUAUCAUCGGUCCCAAUCGUCCUAUUCUCAGGAUUUUUUGUAAACUUUAACGCGAUACCUUCGUAUUUAACGUUCCUUUCAUACGUGAGUUACAUCAGAUACGGUUUCGAAGGUGCCAUGAUCUCUGUAUACGGUUAUAAUCGUGCGAAGCUCAAGUGUUCCGAUGCAUACUGCCAUUUCAAGAGCCCGACGAAAUUUUUAGAAGAAAUGUCGAUGGAAAACACCGUUUAUUGGGUCGACGUAGUCGCCCUUGUCGGAUUUUUACUCGGUCUAAGGGUAGUCGCCUAUUUCGUCUUAAGGUUGAAAUUACGAUCGCUACGUUGAACAAAUAUUCUAUUCGACUACGUCGACGCUCCGAUGGCAGACAAUAAGAAAAAUAAUAAGAAAGAAAAUAAAAAAAGAGGAAACUAAAGAAAACGAAAUCAAUUUGAAAGUGUUUAACGAAGUCAGAAAAAAAAUUCAAAGGGGGGUGGGGAUGGUGGUGGUGCUGAGUUCGUUCGUGGAUUCAACAAAACUCGCCUAACUAAGAAGAAGAGAAGAAGAGAAGAAGAUGAAGAAGGAUACUUCGAAAAAACGUUUUUAUUUCCUCGAAGAAACUUUAUUCGAGACAUGGAUUACACAUUUUCCAAUGCCAGACACUUUUGAUUUGCACGAUUUUGUCGCGUUAACAUUUUUAUAAUAAAAAAAGAGAUCUCCCAAACGAAAAAAAAAAAAAAAAAAACUUUCUGGCGUUGGAAAAAUAACAUCGAAGUAAAGUAGAUGAAGAGGAAGAAAUUAAAAGAGAAACCACUGUUCGCUUUGUUAUUAAAAUAUGAAACACACACACACACACAAACAUAACAAACAUAAUACACAUACAAAUAGAACGUGUUUCCUUGUGCUUUUGAUAUUAUCCGAAUUUUAUAAUUUGACUUUCUAGAGAUCGAUUCACAAAUGAAGGUACACCAUGACACGUCAUAGAUUCUCAUAUACACACUUGAUACGCAAAUAAAACAACAACAACAACAAAAAGACUGUCAAUCAAACAGAAUUCAAACACACUUGCAGAACAGAGAUAUACAUACAUUAAAUAUACAUGUAUAAAAAAAAAACUGAACAAAAAUCGUCGUAGCUCGACCAUGUGAGUCGAUCAAAUCCUUAGCAGCUAAAAGAAAAAGAGUUUUCAUAGGCCAGGACUAUUUAAAGUACGAAGCCUAAAUGAGAUUUCAUCGAAUUA
Messenger RNA from Polistes dominula (European paper wasp), 3836 nucleotides. RefSeq names its product ABC transporter expressed in trachea (gene Atet). Gene Ontology annotation, molecular function: ATP binding; ABC-type transporter activity; ATP hydrolysis activity. The record is from RefSeq and is a predicted model, not a curated record. Gene Ontology annotation, cellular component: plasma membrane. NCBI's taxonomy places the organism in Eukaryota, Metazoa, Arthropoda, Insecta, Hymenoptera, Vespidae. Gene Ontology annotation, biological process: transmembrane transport.